Molecule: messenger RNA, 1625 nt
Organism: Amaranthus tricolor (Joseph's coat)
Lineage: Eukaryota; Viridiplantae; Streptophyta; Magnoliopsida; Caryophyllales; Amaranthaceae
Product: mitochondrial import inner membrane translocase subunit TIM17-2-like
Exons: 4
Coding region: 442-1143 (233 amino acids)
Biological process (GO): protein import into mitochondrial matrix
Cellular component (GO): TIM23 mitochondrial import inner membrane translocase complex; mitochondrial inner membrane
Molecular function (GO): transmembrane protein transporter activity
Source: RefSeq, a predicted model, not a curated record
UUUCUUAAGUGGAACACUCCUUGCCUCACAAUUUCAAGUCACGGCUCGCCCUCCCUUCACCCUCUACUCUUUCCUUCUCUCUCCCCUCACUCCUGCGCACCACCAGCCGUACAGCCUCCCCCACGAGCAGCCACCGCGUGGUCUCUUCCCAGCAGCAGAGCAGGCCGCGUGUGCCCUUACAGCAGCCGGUUGUCCCUAGUGCCGCCACUCCUUCCCUUGGUCGACCACCAUCACCACAAAAACCACCUAAAAUCUUACCUUUUUCUAGUUCUCCCAUUGGUUUAUAUUGAUUUAAGCUCCUCUCCUCCCAUAUUAAGUCUCGCCCUUACCGCUGUCUGUCUUCUGCAUCCUCUUCAGGUGUUUACAUUCUUGUGUGAUCACCUCAAACUUAGCAAAGAUACAAACGACGAAGGAGAGAUUGUAGAUCUUUCCACAGCCGCCAUGGGAACACCAGAAACUUCACGAGAACCCUGCCCAGACAGAAUCCUCGACGAUGUAGGUGGAGCUUUCGCCAUGGGAGCAGUAGGUGGUUCUGUCUUUCACUUUAUCAAAGGUUCUGCCAACGCUCCUAAAGGCGAACGCUUUUUAGGCGGUUUCCAGACCAUGCGUAUGAGUGCUCCAAGAACUGGUGGUGGUUUUGCAGUUUGGGGUGGAUUAUUCUCAACCUUUGAUUGUAGUAUGGUUUAUCUUCGCCAAAAGGAAGAUCCAUGGAAUUCGAUCUUUGCAGGCGCUGCUACUGGUGGGUUUCUGUCGAUGCGACAAGGGCUGCGUGCUUCUGCAAGAUCUGCUGCUUUUGGUGGGGUUUUGUUGGCGUUUAUUGAAGGGGUUGGGAUAAUGAUUAAUCGGAUGACUUCCCCACCUCCUCAGAUUUAUGAGGAUCCGAACAUGCUUGGGUAUGGGAUGGGUGGGGCUAAUCCGCAAAUGGGUGGAGGGAAUAGUGGUGGGUUUGGUUUUCCGGGUCAAAUGAAAGAGUCUGAUGUGGGUGGGGAUAGUGGUGGGUCAGGUUGGUUUGGUGGGUGGUUUGGAGGUGGUGAUAAGAAGAAAGAGGGGAAUGGGUCUAGUGGAAGCGGGUCAAGUGGAAGUGAAGCUAAGGUUUUGGAAAGCUUUGAUUCACCUCCUAUCCCAAAUUUUGAUUACAAGUGAAGAUGAUCGUGGGCUGUGUUUCAAGGCCUCGUCGUAGCUGUUUUCCGGGGAUAAUUCUCGUGCCUUAUCAUCAAUAAGUGUUCGAGGAAGAUUUUGACGCAUGGUUCCUUUUUUUGGCACAAGUUAGAAUAGGAAAGAUGCAUUAUAUAUCCCUCUUUUGUUUCUGCAAAUGGUGUACUGGAGCAGUUACACAACGACGUGGAUUACAUAGUCCUACUUUGUUGUAUAGUAAAUAUUAUACAAUAUAAAUUUAUCUAAGUUUUACGAACUUUAGCAUAGAGCGUAGCUGAUUAUUAUAUUGCCCAAUGUUUGGCACAUUGGUCUGUUCCGAGUUCUAACACUUGUUCACGAAGCUCAGGUGAAACUUAUAUUUUGAGUGUUAAAAAGUUCAUUAUUUUUGCUGACAUUCUAAUGAUGUAUAACUAGUGGAAUGUAUUUUGAGUCUAAUUAAGGGUAAGGGACAAGUGGUCAAUUUCAUUUGA